AUGGCGGGAGGGUCUUUUGCGCCAAGUGGGGUGGCAGAAGAGAGAGCAGAGCAGUAUAAGGGAAGGGUCACUGGUUUUGUUAUCAUCGCCUGUAUAGUUGCUGCUGUAGGAGGAUCACUCUUCGGCUAUGAUAUUGGGAUUUCAGGAGGAGUCACCUCAAUGGAUGGAUUUCUCGAAAAAUUCUUCCCUGUAGUUUACAGACAAAAAAAGCAUGCGCAUGAAAACAACUACUGCAAAUACAACAACCAAGGCCUUGCAGCAUUUACCUCUUCUCUAUAUCUUUCUGGCUUGGUGUCAUCUCUGGUAGCAUCCCCUAUCACAAGGAAGCAUGGACGUCGAACAAGUAUCAUCUGUGGUGGAUUAAGCUUUAUUAUAGGAGCAACUUUAGACGCUUCAGCAGCAAAUCUGGUGAUGCUCAUUUUAGGUCGGAUCAUGCUUGGUGUUGGCAUUGGAUUUGGCAACCAGGCAGUGCCACUGUAUUUGUCAGAAAUGGCACCAACUCAUCUUCGAGGAGGCCUUAAUAUGAUGUUUCAAUUGGCAACGACACUUGGGAUCUUCACAGCAAACAUGAUAAAUUAUGGAACAGAAAAGCUUCGGCCAUGGGGGUGGAGGCUUUCCCUAGGCCUUGCAGCAGCACCAGCUAUUUUGAUGGCAGUAGGUGGAAUAUUUCUUCCUGAAACACCUAACAGCUUAAUUGAAAGAGGAUUAAAAGAAAAGGGACAAAAAGUUCUCGAGAAAAUCAGGGGAACCUCAGAUAUCCACGCAGAAUUGCAAGACAUAAUUGAUGCAAGUGAUCUUGCAAACUCCAUUAAGCAUCCUUUCAGAAACAUCCUUGAGAAGAGGAACAGGCCCCAGUUGGUCAUGGCAAUCUUCAUGCCAACUUUUCAGAUACUCACAGGCAUAAAUUCCAUUCUUUUCUAUGCCCCCGUGUUGUUUCAGAGUAUGGGAUUUGGCAGAAAUGCUUCUCUCUACUCUUCGGCUGUGACUGGUGCAGUACUUGCUUCAUCCACUUUCAUAUCUAUUGCAACUGUUGAUAGAUGGGGCCGCAGAGUUUUACUGAUUAGCGGAGGAAUACAAAUGAUUGUGUGUCAGAGAAGAGAAUACGCUGUAGCCUGUACGCACCGGCGCCGCACGCCCCCUCCGACUCCGAAUCCAAGCCGCGUCGCCGGACUCGCCAGACUGCCAGAGCCCAGACUCGCCCCGUCGCCCUCCCCUGCCUGCUAUUGGAUUUCAAUUCGUAUGAGCUUACAUAACGAAGCCAGUUAG
This is a messenger RNA of Fraxinus pennsylvanica, 1266 nucleotides long. NCBI's taxonomy places the organism in Eukaryota, Viridiplantae, Streptophyta, Magnoliopsida, Lamiales, Oleaceae. The record is from the annotation of a GenBank genome assembly.